Messenger RNA from Anopheles maculipalpis, 1184 nucleotides. RefSeq names its product E3 ubiquitin-protein ligase TM129. Gene Ontology annotation, biological process: protein ubiquitination. Lineage: Eukaryota; Metazoa; Arthropoda; Insecta; Diptera; Culicidae. Gene Ontology annotation, cellular component: endoplasmic reticulum; membrane. Bases 4 to 1164 code for a protein of 386 amino acids. The transcript is spliced from 3 exons. The record is from RefSeq and is a predicted model, not a curated record. Gene Ontology annotation, molecular function: ubiquitin protein ligase activity.
ACGAUGGUACCGCACAUCGUGUACUGCAUUAUAUUCGUGAUGGUGUUCUUUUUCACGAUUUUCCCAACAUCGGAAAUGGAAUCGGUCGGGUUGACUGUAAAUCAGCUGUGCACACACUACCUGGCGGCUGAAACCGAUUUCGUGCUAUACCAUCUGAAAGCGACCAGCGUGAAGCUGCUGAUCCAUUCCGCAAUGCCGUUCCUGUACGUUAUCUUCAUCUGGUUAAUGGCGUGGAUGCAGCCGGACGAGUUCGUAAUGCACCAGAAUGCAUCGUCGUACGCGGAAUCGAUCUGGAACGGGUUCUGUUCCGGAUCCGGUACAUUGCUGCUCCUAGCCAUGCUUACCGUAUUUUACUGGGCAACGGACGGUUGGAGCAAUCAUCCAAUCGCCAAGCAGCUGCACCUUUUGACGACACCCGACCUACCGGAUUGGCGCUCGGUAGCAACGAAUAUUAACGACGAGUAUCGGCGGGACACCACAAUCUCGAUACGCUCAAACGCCAUCUCAACGCUGGUAGUAACAGAAAGUUGGAUCAUUAAAACGAACAUGUAUGCGCACAACAUUGUCCCGCAGAGUGAAGCACAACUGUGCGCCUACAAGAUUGACACGAAGGAGGUGAUCACCGAUACACUCGAAUCGGCCGAGUUCGUCAACAUCCUAGUCAAACCGCAGGUAAGCCGGAUCCGGCCGUUCAUCAUACGGAUCAACAUCAGCCACAUCAAGGAUCUGCGCGAUCGACUUCAACGUCCAAUACUGGUAAUGCCAUCGGUACAGUUCCGCACCCUUACGGAACGGUUUGUGGAAGCGUUCAAGGAGGAGGUGGCACUGAAUCCUACCAUCGCCAGCACGUUCGUACCGGAGGAUGGCGACUGUUGUCUCGCGUGCUUGCAGGCUCAGCCGGACGUAAAGAUUGUCAAGUACUGUCUAGAUGUAAGUGCGACCGGUGCGUUACUGGCCGAAUCGGAACGCUGCCAACCAUGCGCUUGUCGGCCGUUGUGGUGCGUCGGAUGUUUAGCGACCUGGUUUGCGUCGCAGCAGCGUCGAGCCGAUCGAGACACGUGGCUGAGCAAGAAAACGACCUGUCCGAUGUGCCGGGCACGGUUUUGCGUGCGUGACGUCUGCUAUCUCGAGAAUCGUGUGUCAGUACAGCAAACUGAAGAAUAAAUAUUUCGUCCUGCCAGAAG